Messenger RNA from Myxocyprinus asiaticus (Chinese sucker), 1777 nucleotides. RefSeq names its product transmembrane protein 163-like. The coding region runs from base 270 to 1109 and encodes 279 amino acids. NCBI's taxonomy places the organism in Eukaryota, Metazoa, Chordata, Actinopteri, Cypriniformes, Catostomidae. The transcript has 8 exons. The record is from RefSeq and is a predicted model, not a curated record. Gene Ontology annotation, molecular function: zinc ion binding. Gene Ontology annotation, cellular component: synaptic vesicle membrane.
UCUUCAGUUCGCGAUUUUCCAUAUAUUUCCUGCUCUAAUUCCUUGCAAUCUAUUGCUUUUACUUGUUUUUGACAACAUCGGUCAUUUCCAACAUGCAUGUGGAGCUUUCAUAGGUGUGUGUUUUUAAUUAGAGUGUGUGUGCAGAUGCGCGGAACGCGUCGCUCCAGCAGUGCGUCUUCUCUUCUCCACACGCGCGCGCCCCUUUCCUCGCGUGCAGGUGUGACAUUCCUCGGAUACACGAGAUCAUUAGAACCCGAGACCGAAGCAUCAUGACGGACUCCUCUACUGCUGCUGACCCCGCAGCUGCUGCUGGUCCUCCUGAAGAUCCCGGUCCUGAUCCUGGUCCCGGCUCUGUCCCGGAUCCAGCAAACGGACAGCAUACGAACCAAGAUACUUUGGGCAUGGAGCAGCAAAUGAAGAUAGGCGAACCGGAGGAUAACGGUCUCCUAGAGAGCAGCAUGCGUUUGAAACCUCACGAGGCACAGAGUUACAGAAAAAAGGCACUUUGGGUAUCGUGGGUCUCUAUAGUGGUGACGAUAAUAUUGGCCAUCGCAGCAUUCACUGUUUCUAUAAUGCGGCAUAGUGCAUCAUCGUUUGGGUUUGCUUUUGACGCCACCCUUGACGUUCUAUCCUCCAUGAUUGUACUUUGGCGAUACAGUAAUGCCGCGGCUGUCCAUUCAGCACACAGAGAAUACAUAGCUUGUGUUAUCCUCGGGGUUGUGUUUAUCCUGUCGGCCAUCACGAUCCUGGUGAAAGCCAUCCACGAUCUCGCCACAAAGCUGCUACCAGAAGUGGAUGAUUUCCUGUAUAGCGUGUCUGUGAUUAGUGGAGUGGUGUGCGCCAUUCUGUCUGUCUGUAAGUUCAUGCUGGGGAAAGUCCUCACCAGCAGGGCGCUCAUCACCGAUGGCUUUAACUCUUUGGUCGGAGGCGUGAUGGGCUUUUCCAUCCUAAUCAGCGCUGAGGUGUUUAAACAUGAACCUAACGUCUGGUUCCUGGACGGGACCAUUGGUGUUCUGAUUGGACUGGUCAUCCUCGCCUACGGAGUGAAGUUGUUAGUCGACACAGUCCCCCGCGUCAGGCAGACGAGGCAUUACGAGCGUUUUGAGUAGGACUAGACAACUCAGCUCACACACUCUUCUUGAGAUUCUCUUGAGUGGAAACACACACACACACACACACACACUUUUUAUUGCCUCAGGGCAAAUGCUACCACAAAUUCCUCUUGUAAAUAUGGAAAUGAGGGAAAAACUCAGAAAGAAAUAUAUAAAACAUGUUUUAUAGUAUUAUUUAAGCUCUCUGAUAAUGAGCCAUUGGGUCUCUCCAAGUGCGAUGACACAUCUAAGAAUAAGCAACCAAUUUCUGGCUUGUAUCGCUGUCACUUGGACGAACUUUGGAACAAGACUCGCACAGUCUAAAGAAGACUGGCAGCUUUAUUAUAUAAUUUGAUAUUUAAAAACCAGAUUAAUUAUGGAUAGAAAUUACAUGUCUGUACAGGUUUAUCAGGUAAGCCUGACAUAGAUUGUUGUUUUAUCUAUUUUUUUUUUUUUUUUUUUUUACAGUUUCCAUUUAUUGUAACAUCUUUAUAUUAGGCGAUAGUUCACCCAAAAAUUCUAUCAUCAUUUACUCUCCCUCAUGCCAUCCCAGAUGUGUAUGAUUUUCUUUCUUCUGAAGAACACAAAUUAAGAUUUUUAGAAGAAUAUUUCAGCUCUGUAGUUCCAUACAAUGCAUGUGAAUGGUGACCAGAACUUUGACGCUCCAAAAAUCACAAAGGCAGCUU